Messenger RNA from Trichosurus vulpecula (common brushtail), 3775 nucleotides. It is a transcript of the gene C4H1orf116, whose product is annotated as chromosome 4 C1orf116 homolog. Lineage: Eukaryota; Metazoa; Chordata; Mammalia; Diprotodontia; Phalangeridae. The coding region runs from base 1 to 1845 and encodes 614 amino acids. The transcript has 4 exons. The record is from RefSeq and is a predicted model, not a curated record.
AUGCCUGAAAGGGAGCUGUGGCCAGGGGGCCCCGGCACGGAACCCGUGACCCGCGUUGGCAGCUGUGACAGCAUGACGAGCACCAACUCCACUCACUCGGGAUUUAGUGACAGCAGCUACGACUUCCUAUCGGCGGAAGAGAAAGAGUGUCUACUUUUCUUGGAAGAGACCAUUGGCUCCUUAGACAAGGAGGCAGACAGUGGCCUCUCUACUGACGAGUCUGAGCCAGCCACACCCCAGGGCCCAAAGACACAGCCUGUUCUCCAGGGCUCUCCAGAGGAAAGACUGACUCAGGAGGGAUUGGAGCACAAGAGAGACCUUCACUCCAGUCUGACCCAUCUUCGGCAGGUCCAAGAGCUGGGCCUUAAGUCUGGAUCUCACAGCCUUCCCCGAAACAUCCAUAUUAGCAGGGGCCAGAGCCUUAGAGAGGGCUCCACUUGUCUCUCUAGUCAAUCUGAAGGCCAUAUCCCUAGAGGGCUUGUGUCAGCACCUUUGGGAAACAGAGGCAGUGUAGCCCCGCCUGUCCCCCCAGGGAUACCUUCUGAAUUAGAGGAGGUACUCAUACCCCCACCAGAGGCUUUCCGGGACACUCACCAGGAGCAAGGUACUGCAGGGAGCCUGUCCCUUAAAGAAAAGACAAGGCCAGGUCAAGACAACUUGCCCUGGCCCCACACAGCACCUGACACCCAGAAGAAAGAAGAAGCAUUUUUGAAGACUAUGUCCCAAAGAACCAGUGAGGGGAAGCCUGGGCUGCCUCUGACCUCGUCCUCAGAAACUUUGGGAUCUGAAGACUUUUCCCUCCCGGGAGGAGAUGAUAAGAGUACUAAGUUUGCUCCCCCGACAGCUCCCAAGUCCCGUAAACUCCCCCCCAACAUUAUCCUGAAGACCAGCCGCAGUAACUUCCCUGGCAACCCUCAGAACCGCUUUUCUCACCGUUCUCAGGCUGCCCCCAGAGAGUCUGCUCCUGAGCGCGUUGGUUCUGUAGCCUCUGGGCUCCAGGAGCAGAGGCGAGCCAGGCGAGAGGCAUUAGAGAAGCUGGGACUUCCUCAAGACCAUAACGAUGAGCCCAACCUCCAUUUGGUCAAGUCUGGUAGCAUUCUUAAGUCUAAGCAGUCACCGGCUCAGGCUCCCACUCCAGCCCCUGCUCCAGUCCAGGCUCCUGCUCCAGUCCAGGCUCCUGCUCCAGUCCAAGUUCCUGCUCCAGUCCUGUCUUCAGUUCCAGCCCCUGCUCCUGCUCCAGUCCAGGCUCCUGCUCCAGUCCAAGCGCCUGCUCCAGUCAGUGCUUCAGUUCCAGCCCCUUCAUCUCAAGUUGUAGCUUCUGGCCCUGCUUCAGCUAAGGCUACAGGUCCUCCAUCCACACCCAUCCCCAUCCCCAAGCCCACAAAAGUCAGCAGCAGCCCCCCAACUCAAUCAAGGCCAGACUCUAGACUGGCGCUCAAGGAGGGCUCCAUCCCUGGCCUUCGGCAGAUGAACUUCAAGUCCAAUACCCUGGAACGCUCAGGGGUGGGGUUGAGCAGUUACCUCUUGGCCGAAAAGGACAAUCCGCCCCAAACCAGUGCCUCUCUGGGCAAGGUCCCCUUCCUGGACAGGAUCUCCCCAAAUGUUCUGCGCAACUCCAGGCCCCGUCCGGCCUCUUUGGGUGGAGGGAAAGACUUUGCCAACAUCCAGGUGGGCAAGCUGGCAGAUCUUGAGCAGGAACAGAGCUCCCAACGCUUCUCUUACCCAGGACAGAGCCGAGACAAGCUGCCUCGGCCUCCAUGUGUCAGUGUUAGGAUCACCCCCAAAGGCAUUCCAAAUGAGCACCGACGGGAGGCCUUAAAGAAACUGGGCCUGCUGAAGGAGUAAACCCAGGGCUGCUGGGUGAGGACAGGCAUUAGACACUCUCCAAGGACUCCUCCUGGUUCUGCAGAGUGACUGGUGUGAAGGAUAUCCCUUGGACUCUCUCCUCUUUCUAGACGGUUAGGUGUGUGUGUAUGUGUGAGAGAGAGAGAGAGUGUGAGACGUGGGGGAGGGGGGCAGUGGAAGGAGAGAAGGGAGAGAGGAGAGAGAGAUUCAGGGCCAAGCCUUCGAAGAGGCUGUCAAUAAGGUUCCCAAGAAGCGGUUGUGUGUGGUGUGUGUAUGUGUGUUCUAUAAUAAUGUGAGAUGGGAAGUCUUAAUGCAGUUGUGAGUUUAUAAAAGCCUAAGUUUUCAGCUUAUUACAGUUUGAGACUAGACUGAGACUUUUAGGGCACAUUGUAUAUAUCAUUGGGGAUAUUUAUAUUACAAUAGAUGUAAUAAUUGCCCAGGACUGUGAUCUUGAAGGAGGUGUCUUUCCACUUGCUGGUGUCCAGCCGGAUGGGGAGGAAAAAUAUAUAAGGGUGGGCAAGGUUGUUAAGAGGAUAUGAUAUGAAGAUAAUAAGAUAUGAAGAAAGGGAUUGGGCUAAUGACUUCAUUGAUACAGGGAACUCCCAAAUGAGGAAACUCCCACUACUAAUGCAGGUCAGCAACGUCUACCUUCUCUGCAACUUAGGAACAGUGAGAGGUUCAUUUUCCCAGGGUCACUCAGGCAGUAUGUAUCAGAUCUUUCUGUCUCUGAGGCAGCUUUCUACUCUCUCCACCGUAUUGUCUCUCUAAAAUGAGAUCACUUUCAUGAAAGUACUUUUAAAAGAGCUCACGAUCAUAAUAUGUAGAUGUGGUUCUAUUGGGAUCUUGGCAGCGAGUCCGUUCCUAAGCUGGGGAUCAGUGGUUGAUGCUGUUGUACAUUCUCUCCCCUGACCUGAGAGACCCUUAGAUAACACCAACCAACUGACUGGGGCAUAGGGACAAGGGGAGAAGCCAGACAUCCACCUCUCACCUCCUUUCCCACUGUUACCUUCCCAGAGUAUAGCUUGUUGCCAUGAGGUCACCACCUAACCAUGCUUGUUCUAUAUGGGGCGGGAGGAGAGAAAGGUCAUCCUAGUCCCUGAGAUGCUGCUUCUUCCUACCCUUCUCUACCUACACAUCCCCCCUUUUGUGAGAGUCCAUGAUCCUUAGGCUUAGACAGUAAAGUUCUCUCUUGUCCCAACCACUCUAAGUGUCAGUGGAAUGGUUCAUCUUAUCCCUUUGUCCCAUUGUGCUUGGGGAGGCUAGAUCCCAGGGCUGCCAGUGGCAUCACCCUUGCCCUGGAGUGAAAUACUUUCAGCCUAGUCCAGAUUUUCUUCAGAGCCAUCAAUCACUCCCUUGGGAGCAUUUAUGAAUACCCUUAAUUCCCUGCAGGUAUGGGAUGAGAAUGUGGGGAGGGUAAACUCCCCCUGCCAGGGCAUACAAAGGGCUUUAGAGCCAGAAGGACCUUUAGGAAUCAUCUCAGCCAACCCAGUCAUUUUAUAAGACAGCUGAGGCCCAAAGAGGGUAUAUAAUUCAAACAGGAUCAUACUGGGGCAGAGGUGUGACCAGAAUAGAGAUCUCCAGACCCCUAGGCUAGCAUGCCUUCUACGUGGUUGGUUGGUUGUUGUCCUUUAUUCUCGAAGAAGACACCUUCUACAUAAUACUGCCUCUACUAGGGAUUAUAAACAUUCUUUUUCUUAAAUGUGUGACUUUGGGUAAGUUCUUUAACCUCUGAAGCUUAUUUUCCUCUUCUGUAAACCUGGGAUCAUGAUAUCUGUACUACCUACCUUGCAGGGUUGUUGUAAGGUGUAAACAAACUGACCUAUGUAAACGAGAGCACUUUGUUAAGUGUAAAGCACUAUAUAAAUACAAGCUAUUAUUAUUAUUUUUGUUAUUCUGAGACAUUCAAGGCACUGAAAGAUCACAACGAACA